Messenger RNA from Jaminaea rosea, 3699 nucleotides. Its product is annotated as DUF726-domain-containing protein. The record is from RefSeq and is a predicted model, not a curated record. Lineage: Eukaryota; Fungi; Basidiomycota; Exobasidiomycetes; Microstromatales. The coding region runs from base 43 to 3483 and encodes 1146 amino acids. The transcript has 8 exons.
UCCUUCACUCCUUUCUCCUCCUUCACACCGCACUCGCCCGCCAUGCCCGCUCAGCCGCCACAACUCGAUCUCUCCUCUCUGCGCUCCUACUCGCCCGAAUGGCCCGCCGCGCUUCGCUUUGCAGUCUGCAUCGCGACCAAAUACGCGGGACAACGAUUGGUUCAACGGGCGCGGGCCCUCACCACGUCACCAUCCAUCGCCCCUGACGCCAGCGAAGAGGGCGCCGACAUUGACGAGGAGGGCAACCCGAUCCCCGCGCACGCGGCGCACCCGCAGGCAGGCAGCGACUCUCGACGCAAGGCAAAGGAAUACGUAGCUGCGUGGGAGGACUUUUGUCAGAAGUUCCUCAGCGCUGUGUGUCAGCAUUUGGGAGUCGAGGAGGAGUCCCUCCCCUCUGGUGGGGAAAUCAGGCUCGAGGAUGUCGUUGAAGCGGGGCAAGGACGCGUUGUACAGGAUGACAAGGAAGAGGGGGAGCUACAGCUGCAACUUCUGCGCCGCGAGCAGGAUGCCGGGAUGGAGACGGGUAGCGUGUUUUGGCGGCAAUUCGCUGCGGAGGGGAGGAGUAAACGAUCCGACGCUGUGGAGGAGUUGAGGGAGGCGAAGAAGGAGGAGCAGAGGGAGGAAGAACAGGCGGCCGACGCCAAGAGCGCAGAGGAUGAGAUGGACGAGGCAUUCGAGGAAAAGGUGCAGGUUGAGGAGAAGCCGCAGCAGUCUGGUCGAGAAUCGCGUCGCCCCGUUCGCAGGGAGGGAGGAGCGCUCCAUUCGCCAGAGGGUCAGGGCAGAGAAUUCGAGGUGUUCAACGACCUCCUCCUCAUCGCCCUCGGCCUAGGCCAGUAUCGCUCCACCGACGGGGCGACGACCCUCUUCGAGCAAGAAGCCAUCUUCGACGACCCUAGCACGCUACCGUCGAGUAGCAGCAAGGACAGCCUGGCAGACAAGACCGAGGCGCAGGCGCAAGCGCAGACGCAAGAGCCCGAACCUAAACCAUCCGCCAACCCCGCAAACGACGCCGCCUCAGCGACCUGGUCCUCGAUUCGAGCAGGCGCGGCCUCCUCCUGGGCCUGGACAUCCAACUCGGCCAGUAAAGUGGGCAACGCCGUCUCCUCUCGCGUCAACGAGGAGCGCCGCGAAGAGCGUCGUGAGCGCAAAGCGCGCCAAGCCACGAAGCCCAACGAGGUAUGCCACUACGAUGCUCGCGCGCGCGCCAUGCUCUUUACCGUUGGUCUUGCGCUGGGCAUCGAGGGGAGGGAAGUGUGGGAUGCGGAGAAGGCCUUGGGACAGACGAUUCACUUUGUCAUGGAGGAGACGCGCAACGCCGCGAAGAAGCAGGGACAGAAGGAUCCAUUGCAGGAUCCCCUGCCCGACUCUGACUCUCAAUCGCAGGCGCAAGACGGUCGCACAGACUGGAUGAACGAGUCGGGCGCCGCAGCCGUGCAAGAAUCGCGCCGCUCCAACUGGCGCAAAUGGGCCGCAGCGUCAGGCGGCUUUGCACUAGGCGGGGUCAUCCUCGGCGUCACCGGCGGGCUAGCCGCUCCACUCGUAGUACCCGCCCUUGCCGGCCUUACGGGCAUAACCUUCCUCGCCACCUCCGGCGGAGUCAUCAUGCUCGGCGCACUCGUAGGCGUCACGGGGGGCGGUCUCGCGGGGUAUCGCGUGCAUCGUCGCCUUCGCGGAUUGGAGGGCUUUGAAUUCCGACCUGUGCAAACGGCAGCCCGUGAAGCGGGGAUCGCGGUGCCCUCCCUCCACGCUACGGUGUGCGUGAGUGGGCUCCUUCUACGAGAAGUGGAGCAGUGCGAUGCGUGGCGCGCUCCCUGGAGUCGGGUCAACGAGUCGCGCGACGUCUACGUGGUGAGCAGCGAGGCACCCAUAAUGGCCGAAGCGGGCCAGUCGUUGCGUCGCUACGUCGUGUCGGCCAUGACGAAGCAGGUGGGGCAAAAGGCCGCGACCGAGGUCGUGAAACGUACCGUGCUCGCGCCCGUGGCGGCUAUUACGCUUCCGCUCAGCAUUGCUGGGGCUAUGAGUGCGGGUUUGGACUCGCUGUUCGUUCGCGCAAAGAGCAAGGCGGUCAAACAGGGUCUGAUCCUCGCCGAGACUCUGCGCGCCGAAGUCCAAGGUCACCGCCCCGUAACGCUCAUCGGCGCCUCCCUUGGCUCAGUCGCCAUCCUCUCCUGCCUCACCUCGCUCGCGCAGGACGACCCUUCCUCCUCCUCCCACCUAAUCGACAGCGUCUACCUCAUCUGCUCCCCUUGCACCCCACCCACCUCGACCCUCCGCCGCGCCCGCUCCGUCGUGGCACGUCGCUUCGUCAAUGCGUACAGCUCCAAGCGCGGCGAUAUGGUGUGUGGGAUUGCGGCGUGGCUGGGCAUGGAGAUCAGUUUGCAGGACGUGCGAGAGGGCAAGGCGGGUCUGCCCCGCGUGCUAGGAAGUGGGGCGGUGCAGGGCGUGCCUGGGGUGGAGAACGUCGAUGCAGCUUCAGGCGGCGAAGUGGCAGAUGCGGUUCACCAGACUCUCCACUUUGCCCUCGACGGCCUGGAGGACGAUUGGGCCGCGCAAGGGGACGAUGGCGAGGAGCCGUGCGGGAGUGCCUUAGCCUCCGCUGUCGCCUCUUCAUCAUCAGCAGCUACACCAUCGCCGCCGCAUGUUCGACGGGGCUUCCUUCCCAACCCGAUCCCCUCGCACGCCCCCUCCCGCCCCUACAUCUCCUACCACCACUCCGACUCAACGACGCUGCACCUCCCUCACCCGGCGGCCGUGCCGAACCCACUGGAGAUCGAUCCUUGUGGCCCGCAGAAUCGCGAUGCGCAUGACGUGACGGCAAAAAUGUACCUGUCCCCGCUCGUUGGCGAGGACGAGGACGAGGGCGCAAUGGUCGAAGAAGCUCUUCAGCGAUUGCGAGAGAAUACCGGGCUCGUUACGGUGGACACGCUCAUACUCGCGUUUGAUGGGAUUAGCGGGAAAGGCGCGGAGGUGAGAAGGGAGGACGUUGAGCGGGUGAGGAGAUUGUGGAAGCACCUCUCCCCCUCACCCUUCAUCCAAUCCCUCGCAAUAGCAGACGUGGGCGUAUCCUUCCUCUCAGCCUUAUUCCCUCGCGACUCGCAACCAUCCCCACCUCGCAUCCCCUCCGCCUUUCGCCUUCCCCGCGUAAUCGCGCUGGGAAGCUCAUUGGCGGCGGAGGAAAAGGGAGAGGCAAAAGAGCUCAUGACGUGGGGUCGCACGUUUACGAGCGAGGGCGAGGACGAGGAGCCCUUUUUGGCGAUCUGGAGCCAUUCAGACCCGAAGACCAUCCUACCGGGCCCUGCGCUCCAAUCGCUCCUCAGCGAGUUCGCAGAACGACUUCCCCUGCCCUCCGCCGCGGCAUCGGGAUCGGGACCGGUCGAUGUCAAGACGUGGCAGCCCAAAUGGUGCCUGAGGGUGACGGUCAUCAAUCGUGAUCGAGGGCUGGUGAGCGGGAAGAGUUACUUGGUCAAGGCGGGGCCUCCGUGAGAAUGCGAGGGGGGCGAAUGAAAGACGGGGAAUACAAGAGAGAGAGAUUAGAUGCAGUGAUCCAUCGGUUUGAUUGUGGGAUCACGAGUGCUAGUGAUUGCGCUGAUCGCCUUGGUAUCCUCGCCGCCCACGCGCGCCUACUUCUCCUUCUUAGCCACCACCCCAUUCUCCCCCUCCUCUCCCCCCCGCACCGGCUUUCCCCUAAUCGCCCCCCUC